Messenger RNA from Scomber japonicus (chub mackerel), 2545 nucleotides. It is a transcript of the gene psap, whose product is annotated as prosaposin. Gene Ontology annotation, cellular component: lysosome. The transcript is spliced from 14 exons. Bases 92 to 1753 code for a protein of 553 amino acids. The record is from RefSeq and is a predicted model, not a curated record. NCBI's taxonomy places the organism in Eukaryota, Metazoa, Chordata, Actinopteri, Scombriformes, Scombridae. Gene Ontology annotation, biological process: sphingolipid metabolic process.
AAAGCCUCCGUCAGGACUCUCCGCCUGCAUUGCAGUGCUCACCUCCCUCCAGUGUGCUUCAUCAGAGAUUUCAGAGGAAAACAGCGGAGUCAUGCUACUUUUAACGCUACUUUUCGUGUCUACAGCUGUAGCCACCCCACUCCUGGGCACAGAGCAGUGUGCUCGCGGCCCCCCCUACUGGUGCCAGAAUGUGAAGACAGCGUCUCUCUGCGGAGCUGUGACUCACUGCCAGCAGAACGUAUGGAACAAGCCCCAGAUGAAAAGUGUGCCAUGUGAUUUGUGCAAAGAGGUGUUGAUGGUGGUGGAGCAGAUUCUGAAGGACAAUGCUACUGAGUCAGAGGUUCUUGGGUACUUGGAAAAGGCCUGCCAGCUCAUCCCCGAUGAAGGUUUGACUAAAGAGUGCAAGGAGAUGGUGGAUGACUACUACCCUAUCCUUAUAGGAAUCAUCACUGGAGAGCUGGAGGAUCCCUCUGUGGUGUGUGCAGCCAUGGGACUGUGCACCUCUCAGCAGGCAGCCCUGGCUAAGGUCAAGGAGCAGCUCAUGUCCAAUGAAAUCCCCCAAGUUGACCUUUCCCAGCAAGUGGCUCCCUUCCUCCUCAAUGUGCCCCAGCUCCUUUAUCCCCAGGAGAGCCCCAAGCAGGAAGCCCCCAAACAAGAGGCGCCAAAGCAGGAAAGUGAAGAUGUGUGCCAGGACUGCAUCAAGUUCCUGACUGACGCUCAAGCAGAAGCCAAGGCCAACUCCUCAUUUGUCGACUCUCUCAUUGAGAAUGUGGAGAACCAGUGUGACCUGCUGGGACCAGGCUUAUCUGCAAUGUGCAAGCAGUAUGUCGGCCAGUAUGGUGUCCUUGUUGUGCAGCAGCUCAUGUCCAUGCAACCCAAGGAUAUCUGUAUCCAUGCUGGCUUCUGUGAAGAAAUGAAGAAAUCCAUUCCCAUGCUGAAGCUGCUGCCUGCCAUUGCUGUACCUGCCUCCAAGACUGUACCUGCCUCCAAGACUGUACCUGCCUCCAAGACUGUACCUGCCUCCAAGACGGUACCUGCUCUCAAGCUUGUCCCUGCCACCAAGGUAGAGUCUGCUGCUGACAAACAGCCCAUGGUGCGAGUCCGCGAUUCCCCAACCUGUGCCAUCUGUGAGUUUGUGAUGAAACAGUUGGAGGGUAUGUUGGAGGAUCAGACAACAGAGGAGGAGGUGAUUAAAGCCGUGGAGAAGGUGUGCGGACUUCUGCCCUCCUCUCUGUCUGGCCAGUGUAAGGACCUGAUCGAGACCUACGGCCAGGCCAUCAUUGAGCUACUGGUGCAGCAGGCUGACCCCAAGACCGUCUGCACGGUGUUGGCACUUUGCAAUGAUGCCAGCCGCGCAUAUGUCCCUGCACUUGACCAGACUCGCUUCAAGGCUGGUGGCUACUGCGAGGUGUGCAAGAUGGCCGUCACCUACAUCGAUGGUAUUUUGGAGAAGAACGCUACAGAGGCAGAGAUCGAGGAGGCAGUGAGGAAAGUAUGCAGCUUCCUGCCUGACUCUCUUCAGACUCAGUGCGACCAGCUGGUUGAACAGUAUGAGCCAAUGCUUGUCCAGCUUCUGCUCCAGAUGCUCGACCCCGACUUUGUGUGCAUGAAAGUGGGAGCCUGCCCUGAAUCUGUGCAGAGGCUGCUGGGAACAGAGCAGUGCAGCUGGGGACCUGCAUUCUGGUGCAAGAACAUGGAGACAGCAACUCGGUGCAAUGCUGUGGCUCACUGCAAACGCCACGUGUGGGUAUAGAAGAGGAAGAUGAGCACAAACUGACCUGUAGGGAAUUUAAAAAGAAAAAAAAUAUACUGUAGUGCUGCUUCCCACUUUUAAUUUUUGUCCUGUUUUCUUUUUUUUUUAAUAGACAUAAAUGACUGCAAUUCAUGUUUAAAUUAACUUUGAUAUUUUGAAUGAUGUCAUGGUGGAAAGGGACUGGACACUUAUUAUUUUUUUGUUUCUCUGGGAGGGGCAGAGGAGAAUUGAUUACGUGUUUAGCGGCCUGCAGCUCAUUGUGUUUCUGCGUCACUCCAAGCAGAUGUUACUAAGCUUCACUGUAGGACUUUGCAGAUUUGCAUUGUUUGAUUUGUACUUGCCUGUAUUGCUUGGUGGGUGUGGUGUAUGUAGGAACACAAAUUUCACAUGUUUGUAUAAUGUCGACAGAUCAUCAGAUAGCUGCUGCUCUGAUGGUUCUGCAGACCCCCCCCCCCCCCCCAGCUGGAUUUGAUGAUUCUUCCUCACUAUGAGAACUGAGACAGCUCAGUGUAUUAAGAAUGACUGGCAUUACUUUUAGCAGUAUGUCCAAUCCUACAACAAAUUUAUAUUUUGUAGACCGAAAAUGGGUUGAUGUUUUAAGGAGCUGAUACGGAGGAAAUAAGAUGGUCUAUGUGUACCUCCUCACUCACCUCCCAUUGUUUGCACUCUUCCUGUUUGUAAAUCACUGCUUUUCUAACGUACAGAAAGCAUCUCGACUAUGUCUGCUUCAUACCCUGAGCCUAUUGUCAGUUGAUCUGUAAAUUUUUAACAAUUAAAAUGAUCCCAAAUCCA